This is a messenger RNA of Gadus chalcogrammus (walleye pollock), 2099 nucleotides long. RefSeq names its product RELT like 1 (gene rell1). Gene Ontology annotation, biological process: positive regulation of p38MAPK cascade. Gene Ontology annotation, cellular component: plasma membrane. The transcript is spliced from 8 exons. Bases 316 to 1104 code for a protein of 262 amino acids. The record is from RefSeq and is a predicted model, not a curated record. Lineage: Eukaryota; Metazoa; Chordata; Actinopteri; Gadiformes; Gadidae.
UGUCCGCUAGCCUUGUUUCUGCUCCGCACACAAACACACACACACACACACACACACACACACACACACACACACACACACACACACACACACACACACACACACACACACACACACACACACACACACACACACACACACACACAUGCACAGGCACACACCGUCACAUGCAUACAUUACACACACACACACACACACACACACACACACACACACACACACACACACACACACACACACACACACACACACACACACACACACCACCCUAACCGCUCAGUUGUCAGCAGCAGAUCCGCUCUGCCUGUCUGAUCGAUGGCUGAAUCCAUAGGCGCGGUGCUCGUCGUGACGCCGGGCCAGACCCCCAGCCCGGCGGGGCCUGGCGUGGCCGAGGCCAGCCCAGAGUACAUGGCCUUCGUGCUGGUGCCGGUCUUCUUCACGCUGGGGCUGCUGGGGGUCCUGAUCUGUCAUCUCCUGAAGAGGAGGGGCUACCGCUGCACCACCGGGGAGCCCCCCGCCGAGGGGGAGGAGCCAGAGGAGGACCUGGAGCUGGGCGGAGACUUGAACGACACGUUCAGCGAGAACAACGACACCGUGGGGCAGAUUGUCCACAUGAUCAUGAGUAAUGAAGCAAACUCGGACGCCCUCAAAGCCAUGGUCGAGCAGAACAGCAUUGACUCUGAUGGCCCCCCGCUGACGCCCACCUCCCCCCCCCCGUCCAGCCCCCCCCGGACCCCCGUCUGGCCGGGCCCCCCGCGGGUCCCCCGCGGCGCCGUGGCCACGUCCAAGCACACGUGUAGCCACCUGCACACCAUCGGGGGCCCCGGGGGCCCCAAGAACACCUGCAGCCGCUGCAGCCAGAAGAAGUGGCCCCUGAUGCGGCGACCCCUCACCCCCCGGCGCUCGGAGAACCGCCGCUCCCACCAGGGCGAGGUCACCGUGCUCGCUGUCGGCAGGUUCCGUGUGACCAAGUCUGAGAAGCAGCCCAGAGAGAGGCGGACCCUGCCGACCUCAGAGGCCAAUGGCAGCGCUCCGACGUCCCCCGACCAGGCGGAGCCUAAGAGCAGGACCACGUCGGAGUCCCAGCAGGAGCCGACCAAGUGACCCCCCCCCCCCGGGCAGGGAAGGAGGGGCUUCAGCGGACCGAAGACGAGAGGGGGAGGAACGGCGGAGCUAAAUCAGAGACCAAACCAACAUGUAGGAUGAUCUGCAGCAGAGGGGCUGAACACACGCUCCUCCUCUGAGGGCUCCUGCUCAGUGGACCACAACGAGGAGGAGGAGGAGGAGGAUGAAGACGGUAGCUAACAGGGAAGAGAGGAAGAGCCCCCCCCCCUCUCUCCGCAACAGCCAACAGCGAAGGCGUAGUCAUCGGUGACAGAGGCUGGCAGCUCCCUGGGGUCGCCAGGGGAACAAGGGGUCAGGGUGAAGAAGAGGACGAUGAGGAGGCUCCAGUGCAACAGGAAUAUGAAAAUGGGCUUUGACUUACACCGUGAAACCUUCCGCCGGCACCCUGCAUACCGCGGUCACACAGAUGGAUUGUAUAGUGCCAAGGUCAGAGUCGACGGAAAGAAAAGGUCUCAGAACUCAAACUGUCACUCCCUCGACGCAAGUCAUUAGUAUUACAGAACCAAAGAAUAAGAGCUGUGUGUACGGCAAGAACAGCAACGCAGUGGAAAUCCAGGCCUGAUGAAUGAUGACACCGGCCUUUUUCUGUUGUGGAAAAUCCUGCUUGUGAAACCUAACCCUCAACCUGAUCCAAUCACAAGCAGGUCUGAAAGGUCAGCAGACAACCAUCGCCAUUAGACAUCCCCCCAACCUCCCCUGAAAACAGCAAACGUGGUCCUCAUGACAGUAGAUGCAAGGCCAGUAGCCAGGCCUCAUGGCAGGCAUGAGGUGGUUGUUUGGCACGGGGCUCUCGCUCUAAGACAUUCAGUCAAAUAAAACCAACCGGUAACGAGCUAAAAACCAACUUACCAUCAAUUCACUUCCAAACAUUCGCUCCAAGCUGCGUGUUCGGUGAGGUGUUUAAACCUCAAUUUAUUGUGUGUUUGUGUGUGUGUGUGUGUGUGUGUGUGUGUGUCUGCGCGUGUGCGUGUGUG